Molecule: messenger RNA, 1192 nt
Organism: Mobula hypostoma (lesser devil ray)
Lineage: Eukaryota; Metazoa; Chordata; Chondrichthyes; Myliobatiformes; Myliobatidae
Gene: fam177a1a
Product: family with sequence similarity 177 member A1
Exons: 5
Coding region: 262-894 (210 amino acids)
Source: RefSeq, a predicted model, not a curated record
CAAUUUCCAGACAUCCUAACAGUUCUCGCAGGCGAAGCAAUUCACUCGCAAUUCUUCGAGUCCAAGGCAUGGCAUUCGGUGCACAUAGUGUUGACUAAUCUAAUGCAGGCAGAAAUUUAAUCCCACCUGCAGACACAGGCCGAUUGUUUUGCAUUCAGUCCGCCUGUUUAUGUCUGAGUGGGGAGCGCACCGCUGCCGCCGCCGCCUGGCCAUCCAGCGAACUCUGGCUAGUGAACCGCUCGUCACCGCUAACAGCAGUAAAUGGCGGAGAAGCUGCCCGGUCUCGGCCUCUACCUCAGCCCCGGCAACGUGCUGCUCAGUGGGGGCAGUAUGGACGCGGAGAAGCUGCAAGCAAGUGGAAAAUCAUUUGAGAAUAUAGAACUUGGAGACGUGAGCACAAGGAAACAAAAGGUUCCUCGGAGAAUCAUUCACUUUGCAAGUGGCGAAACAAUGGAGGAGUAUAGCACUGAUGAAGAAGAGCCGGAAGAAGAUAAGAGAGAUUUGUUGCCUACAAUUGAUGUGAGCAAACUUCCAUGGGGCCCAUUUCUGUGGUUCUACAUGCUAAGAUUUGCAACAGGAACACUAUCUGUGUGCGACUUCUUAGGAGAAAAAUUAGCUUCCCUUUUUGGUAUAAAUGCACCAAAAUACCAGUAUGCUAUCGAUGAAUACUAUAGAAUAAAGAAGGAGGAGGAGGAAGAAGAGGAAGAAAAUAAAAUGUCAGAAGAAGCUGAAAAGAAUUUCCAAGAACAAAUGGAAAAGCAGCAAGAUGUAGUCAGUUCACAUGAGGGUUUGCCAGCGGUUAACGCAUCAUUUGUAAAUGUCAGUUUUGAAAUAGAAAAUGAUCCUACACCUAUAACGGAAACCAAACAAAGAGGUGAUCCUAUCCCUUCUUAGAGGAAGCUCUACAAAAGGAGGAUAAACAGGCACUCAAGUUCAGCACUCCUCCCCUCCCCCCCAAAAACAGGCCUUAAUUCACUGAUUAAAAUGCAGCUGUGCCUUGUUAAAGUCAUUCACUUUUCACCUAAUUUGACCUUCUGUCAUGAAUCUGCUAUUAUAAUAAUACUGCACAUCAGGUGUUUAUUGUUUAAUCUAUAUAAUUACAUUAUUUAUUUGUAGUUUGUUCUUUAUAAAUAAAUUGUCUAUUCACUUUUGUAAAUUACAAAACUUUAAUAAAAUUUUACGCAAACUAUUG